AAUUAAAUUUAUGUAGGAUUUAUAUGUACUCAAACUAUUUUAAAAACUUGAAAAAAUUUCCGUUUUUUUCCUGAUUAUUCACAUUAUCUUGUCCAUCUUUUGUAUAUUUGCACGAUUUUUAUCAUGGUUUUAUCAUCAUAUUGUAAUAGUUAUAAUUGCAUGUUCUUAAUUAGCAAAGUGCGUCAUUAUAUGACUGUGUUCUUUAUCGAUCAUCAGUAUCGCUAACUUCCAACAAUUAGACAUGUGGAAUUGAAGAUUAGAAUGAAAAUUAUAUUACGACGUAUCAUAACAGGAUAUCUAUUAAGAAAAACCAGAGAAUCUCGAAAUUAUUUUCAUUAAUAAGAGAUUAAUUCAUCAUAUGUCUUUAAAUAAAAUUUAUCUUUGAAAUAAGAUCAUACAUUGUUCAAAUAGUAGGUACUUAUCAAUAUUGUUCUUUUAAUAAAACGUUCUUUAAUUGAUUUUACAAAUAAUAUUGCAGGAAAAAAUUGGCACUUUUCAUACCAUUUUCCAAAAUUGUUCUUCAUUUUUUAAAACAUUAAAGUUUUUUAUUGCUAAUGUAAAUAAAUAUCAUUAUAAAUAGUUUUAAUAGUUUUAAUUCUUUUCCUUCAAUAUCUCUUAAAAAGUGUUCUCUAGAAAAAUGAUAUUGCACUAUUAAAGUAUUGUACAUUAUAUUUAUUCGGAACAAGGAUGAAGUCUGUAUUAAAGAUAAAUAACGACCCAAUUUGUCAUUGAUAUAAUAAGUAGUGUAUUUCCCAGGUAUUCACAUUAUUUUGUCUAUAUUCCCUGUACAUAUUUAUGGAAAGCGGUGGAUAGAACGGUAUCUAGAUGGUUGAAUACGGGGUCAUGACUUCGAAGUUCGAGCCGUUUGACCCCUCUUUUUUUUGCAACACGAUAAUUCUUCGCGGCUACUUCACAUAAUAAACAAUAUUAUCGCUCCAAGUACGAUCGUUCAAACUUCAUUUUUAAGUGAUAAUCAGGGAAAUUAAAGUCCACGGCCGAUUCAGUAGCAUCAAUCGUCUAUAUCUUAAACGGAUGAAUAACAAAAUUCUAUUUGAUUACAAGGUGACGUUGAAAUGUACCUUGUAGUUUCUCUUUGAUAUCUGAUCGAAGUUCGAAAGAGUUGCGGACGAUUUGGUUCAAGUGCCGGCGCGUCGCACCGAGGCCGCCACACGGCGAUGAACAUCGCCAGGAUUAACGAACGAAUCAUGAUCAGGCUUGCAAUCCUCCUCGUUCUCGUAAUCAACCUGGCAAAUGGCCAGCUCAACUACGAGGGAAAUCCGUUUACCGAAUACACCGAAUACAUCGCGGAGGAGAGUAAUCUGUCUGAAAAAUCCGCUAGGAAAAAUGACGCCUCGAUCGAUCUGCCUAAUUCCGAAGUAUCGUCUCGUCCUCAGAAGCUAUACCCAAUCGUUGAGUCUGAAAACGACGGACGCUCAUUGCAAGCGAUGGAAACCGAUAAUUUUCUCAAACAACAGACUUCAUCUUCGGAUACGUCCGCUCGGCAGUUUCAGGAUUCUUCCGGAAACUCGCCGACCAGCCAUGCGCAGGUUGCGCUAAACACAUUCUUGAACUCCAGGACACCCGAGGAAUCUCGUUUGUCUCUCGAUCACUAUCUCCGCAGUCAACAGCCGCCAGAGGAUCAGUCGCGAUCCUCGGAUACGAUUAUCGGUCAAGAGCCGUCAAAGUCGAUCGAACCCUUUAAUCCUCAUCCAAUCUCUCAUGUCGAGCAACAACAACCGUCGCUGGUUCCCCAAGUGAACCAGCAACAGGUGCAAUUGACGUCGCAACCAUUGAAUCAGGCCCAGAUAGUGUCGCAGACCGAUCAACGGCAACAAUUGUUCCCGCUUGCCGGUCAGUCUUACGGUUACGUAGGACAACCUACCGUGGUACAGGCGCUACAGCCCGUGAUUAGGACACCCGCCGGAGUCGUCCUGGGGCAGAAAAUGUUGCCGGUACCGCUCGUGCCUGCUUUCCAGUCCAGGAACGACAUGAUAACGCCGGCGAUGUGGCGGGAGAGAAUGAGGAGGAUACGCGGGAAACCGUUUCCUUUAGCGCAAUCCAGGAUAACGCCGGCAUUGUACCAAGGACCAAUUGCAGUUCCUUUCAAGGCCAAGGCACCGAUGGAAGUGAUCUAUACGAAGCCACCGGGUUUCCAUCGGGGACCACCCGUUCUCAGCAACCCACCGGUUCCCUAUGAAGACGCGAGCGCCUGGUUCCCCGAGACCGAUCAACCGCCUACCCACAAGGACGUUUACUACUCGCAGCUGUACGCACAGUCCUACGAUCCUCAUUAUUACAAUUACAUCGCCACGACCGGCAAAAUCCGGCCGUACUUGUACGGAAAGCUGGGCAAGCAUCGGGAGGAGGAGGAGGACGGCAUCUGGUCGGAGCUGUAUCGCGGCUUCAAGAAGCACGGCCUGAGGAACAUCAUGACACCGACCUUCCUGCUAGGCAUGACACUACCGGUGGUGACUCUGAUGCUCUCCGCUCUCGUGCAGAAGCGAUCUCUCGCGCGCUCCGGCGACGCGAGGGAACUGACUCAAGAGGACGCUCUGCGAGAAUACCUCGAAAGGCUGCAAAGAGCGAUGGAAUGUUACGGUAAGAAUUCCCGAAACGCGAAGCUAGACGAAUGCUAGAAUCAAAGAUACGUUGGAGGCUCAUGUUGGAUGCAUGACGUCAAUCUGAUACGUGUAUCGGAUAACGCGCGAAGAAGUAGCUCGAUCGGCCACGACGUUGAGAGUUGCAUUAGAUAUUCAGGUGGCAGCGAAAUGUUAACAUUCGAACUGUUUAUACAUCGAUAUUAAAAUAUCGGACUGCUUCUUUGCAUUUCGCUCAACGACAAUCGGAUGUAUGAUCUUUUGAUUCUGGAAUUUGUUUACUUAACGCGACAUUACACCUAGUUUCGAGUAAGCUGUCGUAUGUUUUGGGAUAAACACACGGCAAGAAUAAGAAUUUUUGUAUUUAAAUCGUGAUAAAAAUAAUACUCUUAAUUAAAAUCGCGCGUGCUUUGCAGACAUAAACAUGUAGGUAACUGCAUUUGAACAGAGGUUGGCCUCGUUAAUCAAGUAUGACAAUUUCAGUCUAUAGAACGUUAAUACAUCUACAGAAUCGUAAUAGAGAAUAUUAUAUAUAUAUAUAUAUAUUACAUUCUUAGAAUGGUUGCAUGAACCCGAUACAUCAAGGAUAUCGAGAGCACCGUAGAUUCGUAAAGUAAUUUACGCCAUACCAAAUCGUAACAUAUAAUUUAAAAAAAGCAAUGCGUUCUGAUUGCAACACGUAUUUGAGAAAGAAAGGCGAGCAAUUUUUUUCAAACAAUUCUUUCGACGGAAAAAGGAAAAAGUUUUAUCCAGAUAUUUUAAUUUUCGUGUACUCAAAGGGCCGUUUCCAGCGGAAAAACGUUUCGCGCACGCGAUUCAUUUCAUAUGCCGCCGUGCUACUGUAAUGUACGCGAUCACCGUAACAUAAGUCUAAUGACACACUAGCGUCAUGUCAUUAGCGUGUUACGCAAGAUCCAUGUGUCUCUCUCUUGUUUAUUUCAAGUCGUUAGUUGCUAUAAUGCUAAAAUAAUAAAAAGAAGAAUAGAUAAAAACUACUAAAGGCUACUCUUCCGGAUUAAAUUUAGGAGAAUUAAAUAGCGAAAGGCAAGCACACACUUGCCGAUGGUACUGCAUUAAACACUGUGUAUAUAUAAUAUGUAUCUAAUAUAUAUAAAAAAUAUAUAUAAUACACUUGCGUUAAGUAUGUAUUAUUGUGCAUAUUUUGUUCACUGUUGCUGACGCAACGAACAUUUCCCACAUUAUCCAUCAAUCUCGGGAAAUCGAGCGCGGAAAUCUUCCUUUCUUUUUUAUUUUAAGCAAGAGGAGGAGGCACGAUAGUGAAAUCUUCAUGAGAACUAAACUUUCGCGUUUCAAUCAUCGUUGCACCUGUUCGCCGGAUGAAGAUAAAUUAAAGGGAAGAAAGAAACUAAUUAUAGCAACAAUAUUAUUUAUUCUUUCGUAUGUGAACGCGACAUCUCUCGUUUCGCAAAGAUUAUUCUACGGAUUGUGAGUAACAUUGAAUUAUACGUUGUAAGAGA
Messenger RNA from Monomorium pharaonis (pharaoh ant), 4075 nucleotides. RefSeq lists its product as uncharacterized. The record is from RefSeq and is a predicted model, not a curated record. Lineage: Eukaryota; Metazoa; Arthropoda; Insecta; Hymenoptera; Formicidae. The transcript is spliced from 3 exons. Bases 1176 to 2636 code for a protein of 486 amino acids.